Colletotrichum destructivum is the source of this 543-nucleotide messenger RNA. RefSeq lists its product as uncharacterized. Bases 1 to 543 code for a protein of 180 amino acids. The record is from RefSeq and is a predicted model, not a curated record. NCBI's taxonomy places the organism in Eukaryota, Fungi, Ascomycota, Sordariomycetes, Glomerellales, Glomerellaceae. The transcript has a single exon.
AUGAGGUCUCUAUCGCUUCUCAACAUCCUCUUCAUCCUACUCUUAGGUGCAUUCGCCGGCAUACUAGAGGACAAAGGAUACGAGGUCAGAAUCACAAAUGGCAUGUACGAGGUCUUUUCCAAGCAUUUCGACGAUGAACUAGCCGUCAACUCCGUCAAGUUCAGCCCGGACAGCAAGUCGAUGACUAUCUACAGAGCUUACAACGGUUGGGAAGACGCUCACCCUGGGAAGAUGAGACUGUCUGAAGUUCUCCAGGCCCUCUGUCAGGAGGCGCGUGUGAAUCCUGAAAACAUGGAAUGGGUUAUUCUCUCUGCUGUCAUGAACGACGAUACACUCAACGUCCUCAUGAAAUACGUUCGCGACCGUAAUAUGAGGAACCCGGAGAGUAUUAUGGUCGCCAAAGGCGAUGCCGAGUGGGACGAAUUCGCAAACACCCCCUUCGUUAAGGCUGUGGAUCGCAUACUCACAACGAAAAGCGUCAACGCGUUUGUGGCGAGGAAAGGGAACUCGAUGUUCCCAGAUGUCUUUCUGUCUAUAGGUUGA